ACUCGGGAGAGGCGAAGGUCGAGAGCCAUGCGUCCUCCGAAACACCACCAAGCCAAGCCGCUCUGCUUCUUGACACACUGCACAGCCAAACCAGAAGCACCAAUUUGUCAGAGGAAACACCGUACACCUGGCGACCUGGUCAGAGUGCACUGCGCCCGGCCCGCCACAGGAGUCACUAGUGCGCAAUAAGACAAGGAUAUCCCUGUCUGCCAAAUCCUCCCUAACCCGGAUGACGCUGGGCCAAUUGUGCGCCGCCCCAUGGGCCUCCUCCUUGAGAUGAGGAGGGGAGGGAGCUGUGAUUUGUUUGUGAGCAGUGAACAUAUGGCUGACAAGCAUUUCUCAUAGGACAUCACAGACAGGACAUGGGGUCAAACAUGCCUAUUAUCAAGAGGAGGGAGAGACAUGUCUGUAUCCUGCAGAGUCCAAUGGCCAUCCUGAUAUUAAUCAGUAUUUUGUUGUUGCCUGCACCAGCUGCAUCUGAGAAUGAAGUCACUGGGAUUAUAGGAGAGUCUGUUCUCCUGUCCUGUGACCUGAAAUCAUCCACGGCCAUCAACACAGCAAGACUCCGGUUCCAUUGGCAAGACGAGUCCGAAAGAGUGUUGUACUCGUUCAACAAAGGAGAAGAGAAUCAACAUCAGGAUAGCUUUUACACAAACAGAACUAAAGCCUUUCGGUCUGAGAUGAGUUCUGGGAAUAUCUCUAUCAAACUCAGCCAAGUAACACUUGAAGACAAGCAGAACGUCUACAGUGCUUUCGCUACACUGUUUGGCGAGAAUGAUAAGCAUAUCCACACGUGUCCCACUACCCUACUUGUGGCAGCACGGUUCCCGACACCCAGUGUGACUGUGAACAAGACAAAUAUGAAUGCCACGUGUUCAACCCAGAGGGGAUACCCACAACCAGUGGUCACAUGGACCAUCCAGGACCGGGGGAACCUCACUCUGGACCCGUGGGAAGUACAGACCAAUAUUACUCUGGAUUCUGAAAGUGGACUGUACAGCGUCUGGAGCCAAGUGAAUAUAACAGAACAUCAGACGGUGACCUGCCAUAUCUUCAACCCCGUUCUGAGAGAGACUGUGAGCAACACAACCAUCGUCAGCCCCAGCAUUAACACAGACCCUGCAGGUGUGGUUCAGGAAGACUUUACUCCCAUCAUUAUCACAAUAGUACUGAUCAUUCUAGUAUUGAUUCUGUUUUCCAUCGGGGGUUAUUUUGUGUACAAAAAACGUUGUGGAGCCAGCGGUGGAACCAUAAAAGUUGAAGGAAAUAACCAACAAAGAAAUGGUCAUGUUGAGACGGAGCUUUUGGACAGGUGUAGCCGGGAACCAGACAAUCUAGGGGCAGACUGAUGGGACAUUUCUUUAUAUACAGGUCCAUAAAUUGGACAUAUCGGUGUACUGUAUCCCAACGAAAUCUACCUCUUCUAAUUGGAAGUAUUUGCAUGUUUUUUCAAAUAUUUUCUUAUUAAUAGCCAGCUAUUAGAAAAGCGUUAGAACGUCUACAGUAGAAUAAUGAUAAAUAAUGUGUCUGGAAAUGUUCUACUGUAGAAGUUCUAAAUCAUGGGAGUAUUUAAAAAAUACAUUACAAUUUUAAAGUACUUCUUUAUUCAAAUAAAAAAAAUCCUAAUAUUUUCUCACAAAUGUUUUGGAAAGUACUUGAAAGGCCCUACAGUAAA
This is a messenger RNA of Oncorhynchus gorbuscha (pink salmon), 1675 nucleotides long. Its product is annotated as CD276 antigen-like. The record is from RefSeq and is a predicted model, not a curated record. Gene Ontology annotation, biological process: immune response; cellular response to lipopolysaccharide; T cell costimulation. Lineage: Eukaryota; Metazoa; Chordata; Actinopteri; Salmoniformes; Salmonidae. The transcript has 6 exons. Gene Ontology annotation, cellular component: external side of plasma membrane. The coding region runs from base 363 to 1349 and encodes 328 amino acids.